UGUGAGUGCGCAUGCGCUGCACAUAUUUUUUCUGUAGAUUUUUUUCCUUUGCUAAAAGAAAACAUUUCUUCCGUAGAGUGAGUGUCAGUGUAUGGCCAGAUACAUGAGGCCCCCAAACACGUCUUUGUUUGUCAGAAAUAUCUCCGAUGAAUCCAGAAAAUGUAAAAGCAUCCAGUUGUGGAACCGGCCACAAAGAGUAACAAAGACCCAUAUAGAGUAGCUGUAAAGACAAGUCACACAGACCUUCAGGAUCAGAGGGAGGGAAAAGGUUGAAAAGAGAAAAGUAAAGCAUGAAGAGGAAAAGGGAACGGAGACAAAGCUUGGAAAUGGCGGCAAAGAAUUGGGAAAAGAAAAGAGUUUUAAGAGGAAAAGGCAAGCAGGAAACCCAAGUCUCUGUGGGAGUCGAUUAAAGAGUGUAAAGAUCAAGAUGAAGUUCAAAGUCAAGCAUGGGCAAAGCAUAUUUGAGGAUGUGCGUGAUGCAGAAGAUGCUCUCCACAGCCUGGACAGGAAGUGGGUGUGUGGCCGGCAGAUUGAAAUCCAGUUUGCCCAGGGUGACCGGAAGACACCAAACCAGAUGAAGUCGAAGGAGAGGCGUUCUCCGGGCAGAUCCUCACGAUACGACGACUACGAACGAGACAGCCGGCGCCGACGUUCGCGCAGCCGCAGCUACGACCGCUACAGAUCGCGCAGCCCUUCUUAUGAUCGCCACCGCAGACGAUCAGAGAGUCCUCGAGAGUCUCGUGGACGGAUGUACGGAAGAGGGAGAAGCAGGAGCCGAGAGGACGACAGAUACAGGCAGAGGCCUCGGAGAGAGUCCAGAGGUAGAUCUCGAUCGCGCUCGAAAUCCGCAUCCCCACGAGAAAACGCCAACCCAGCGUCGACCUCCCAUUACACCGAGGAAGAGGUACGACGGACACACUCCCCAUCCCGCUCCAGGUCCCGGUCCGCAUCGAGAUCACGCUCCCGUUCACGUUCUCGGUCACGAUCCUGGGCUGGACGCAAAUCAGGAGGACGCUAGCAAACUAUGUGCUCCCCUUCGUAUCCGUCAUUGCGUCAGAUGGACCGGAGUUGUUCAUUUGUCAAGGAAAGAGUUAUUUGUUUUGACAUGAAUGUAAUUUCCCCUGAAGCAUUUGUAGAAAGCUCAUUUUUUUGCAGCUCCAUUUUAAGAACAAUGCUGGUCCUUUGCUUGGUUUUAUAAAAAAUGUUUGGGUAAGAUUUCCUGAUAGGAAUAUGAAACAGUGAAUGGUUUCUGUGUUCAGUGGUAGUAGGCCAGGAAUAAUCCUCUUUUUUAUAUACAGUUCUUGACUUUUGUUCUCGAAGACCCUAUGCACCUGUUUUUGCAAAAAAGAAGAAGAAAGAACAUUCAGUAUUUUAAAAAGAAUCGAGUCAGUUGUUGACACAAACCAGUGUUUCUGUGUGUUUUAUCACAUUUACCAUACAUCACAUUCUUAAUACUUUACUGACUGAUUUUUCUUGUGUUUCUUCCCUUUUUACAGCCACACGUUCUUUUUCUUCACUUGCAGGAAAAUUCAUUUUCAGAAACUUGAGAUAAUCUGUCAAAACGAACAUUAUUGAGAUGACAACAUGUAUUAUAAAGUGAAUGGACUGAAUUGAAAAGUACACUGUGACAACAAUAACAUGAGGAAACAUUUAAGUAGACUUGAUAUUCAAGUUUUAUGUCAGUAGAUUUAAAAGAUAAUUUAACUAAACAAAUGUGUCAGUGGCUGCCUGGAGGAAAAUAAAGAUCCCAAGUAUGAGUAUUGGAGAUAAAAUGCACAGAAACGCUGCUGUGGUCCUUACAAGUGUUAACAUUUUGUCAGCCAGUGACUUAAAUCACAAACUGCUUAAACUGUUCCUUAAUCUGUUUUGUACGAUGUACACAAUUUAACCUUCUGAAAAGGUAUUUUAUUUUCUAAACAUGUUUUCAUUUUUCAGUUCUGAGAGGAGGAACAAAAUUUUCUCGUUGAUGGUUUUUCAGAAUGAAUCUUGUCACUGCAUGUUUAAUUCUCCUGAUCUUCUAUCUUUAGUAGGAAGAAACUCUUAUUUUGAGUAAUAAAUGGAUAACAUUCAGUAUAAGGAAA
Acanthopagrus latus (yellowfin seabream) is the source of this 2081-nucleotide messenger RNA. Its product is annotated as serine/arginine-rich splicing factor 10-like. The coding region runs from base 428 to 1018 and encodes 196 amino acids. Gene Ontology annotation, molecular function: RNA binding. The record is from RefSeq and is a predicted model, not a curated record. NCBI's taxonomy places the organism in Eukaryota, Metazoa, Chordata, Actinopteri, Spariformes, Sparidae. The transcript is spliced from 6 exons.